ACUCCGCGGGGACCAAACAUGGAGGGCGGAAGCGAGCGGAAGAGGCCGCGCGAGGAGGCGGCGGAGGCGUCGGGCCCGUCCGGGGAGGAGGAUGAGGGUUACGAGCCCUACGUGCCGGUCAAGCAGCGCAAGCAGGAGAUGCUGCAGAAGCUGCUACAGAUGCGCAGGAAGGGGGUUCUGGACGAGGAGCAGAGGGACAGCAGCAGUGAGCACAGGGGGGAUGAAGAUGAUAUUCCUCUGGGCCCCCAGUCCAACGUCAGCCUCCUGGACCAGCACCAGCACCUUAAAGAGAAGGCGGAAGCGCGCAAGGAGUCGGCCAAGGAGAAGCAGCUGAAGGAGGAGGAAAAGAUCCUGGAGAGCGUGGCAGAGGGUCGAGCUUUGAUGUCUGUGAAGGAGAUGGCAAAGGGCAUCACCUACGACGAUCCGAUUAAAACCAGCUGGAAGGCGCCGCAUUACAUCCUGGGCAUGUCGGAGGCACGGCACGACCGCGUGCGCAGAAAGUACCACGUCCUGGUGGAGGGCGAGGGCAUCCCCCCACCCAUCAAGAGCUUCAAGGAAAUGAAGUUCCCGGCAGCUAUCCUGAGAGGCCUGAAGAAAAAGGGAAUCCAGCAGCCGACCCCCAUCCAGAUCCAGGGCAUCCCCACCAUCCUGUCCGGCAGGGACAUGAUCGGCAUCGCAUUCACUGGCUCAGGGAAAACCCUGGUGUUCACGCUCCCCGUCAUCAUGUUCUGCCUGGAGCAGGAGAAACGGCUGCCAUUCUCCAAGAGAGAGGGACCCUAUGGACUCAUCAUCUGCCCCUCUAGGGAGCUGGCCAGGCAGACCCACGGCAUCCUUGAGUACUACUGCCGCCUGCUGCAUGAGGACAGCCUGCCCCUGCUGCGCUGUGCCCUCUGCAUCGGGGGCAUGUCCGUCAAGGAGCAGAUGGAGACUAUCAAACACGGUGUGCACAUGAUGGUGGCUACCCCGGGCCGCCUCAUGGACCUGCUGCAGAAGAAGAUGGUGAGCCUGGACAUCUGUCGCUACCUGGCCCUGGAUGAGGCCGACAGGAUGAUCGACAUGGGCUUCGAAGGAGACAUCCGCACCAUCUUCUCUUACUUCAAGGGCCAGAGGCAGACCCUUCUCUUCAGUGCCACCAUGCCCAAGAAGAUCCAGAACUUUGCCAAGAGUGCCCUGGUGAAGCCCAUCACCAUCAAUGUGGGACGAGCUGGAGCUGCCAGCCUGGAUGUCAUACAGGAAGUGGAGUAUGUGAAGGAGGAAGCCAAGAUGGUGUACCUGCUAGAGUGCCUGCAGAAGACCCCGCCGCCCGUGCUGAUCUUUGCGGAGAAGAAGGCUGACGUGGACGCGAUCCACGAGUACCUGCUGCUCAAGGGCGUGGAAGCGGUGGCCAUUCACGGAGGGAAAGACCAGGAGGAGCGGACGAAGGCCAUCGAGGCCUUCCGGGACGGGAAGAAGGAUGUCCUGGUUGCCACCGACGUAGCCUCCAAGGGCUUGGAUUUCCCAGCCAUCCAGCACGUCAUCAACUACGACAUGCCAGAGGAGAUCGAGAACUACGUUCACCGAAUUGGGCGUACGGGCCGCUCAGGGAACACUGGCAUCGCCACCACCUUCAUCAACAAGGCCUGUGAUGAGUCUGUGCUCAUGGACUUGAAGGCGCUGCUGUUGGAGGCCAAGCAGAAGGUGCCCCCGGUGCUGCAGGUGCUGCACUGUGGGGACGAGACCAUGCUGGAUAUUGGAGGCGAGAGGGGCUGUGCCUUCUGUGGGGGCCUGGGCCACCGUAUCACCGACUGCCCCAAGCUGGAAGCCAUGCAGACCAAGCAAGUCAGCAACAUCGGCCGCAAGGACUACCUGGCACACAGCUCCAUGGAUUUCUAG
Emys orbicularis (European pond turtle) is the source of this 1872-nucleotide messenger RNA. It is a transcript of the gene DDX41, whose product is annotated as DEAD-box helicase 41. Gene Ontology annotation, molecular function: RNA helicase activity; ATP binding; RNA binding. Bases 19 to 1872 code for a protein of 617 amino acids. The transcript has 17 exons. Gene Ontology annotation, cellular component: spliceosomal complex. Lineage: Eukaryota; Metazoa; Chordata; Testudines; Emydidae. Gene Ontology annotation, biological process: mRNA splicing, via spliceosome. The record is from RefSeq and is a predicted model, not a curated record.